AAUAGAUACUUAUAUUCGGAUUUAAUAGCCAAGAAAUGUCAAUCUCUGAUCGAUCUUUUCCUGCCUAUGUAAAUCAACGUAUUUAUUGUUCUAUCUAUCUUUUGCAUUCCCAACCCUUUCCCACCAGUCUGCCUACCUCUAUCGAUCCUAACAUCAUACCGAGGAAUUAUCAAUAACUUAUGUACUUAUUACCAUGAACCCCUCCUACGAUCCAGCCAUGAAUCCAGAUUCGCCAGCCCCACUACGCGAUAAUUUAUCCACCUUCUCAUCUACUAUUCAUGAUUGCGCCCCUAUACUGUCUUUCCACCCGCAGCAGCUACCAAUGGAAUUCUUAGACGGCUCGUCGGAGUAUCAGGAAAUGGCCCAGGACAGCCUUGCAGAUGCGGGUUAUGUCGCUGGCUCCGACCUUCCUAGAUAUUUAACAAUGCCCAUAGACCUCAAUUAUCAACAAAUUAUCUCCCCUACCGAAGAUCAUAACAAUGCAAUCCAAACACCACAGCCCGAAAGGGACAGCGAGGAAAAGGACAACGAGAAGUACAACGGGGGUGAUAUUUUUAAGAAAGACAAUAAGAAACCUGUGAUGACAAACAGUCGUCGGUCGUCCGGAUCGAGUAACAAAUUCACUAGCGAUGAGUCUGGAAUCGACAAGCGAGAGCGGAACCGCAUGGCAGCCUCGAAAUGUCGAAAGAAACAGAAGCUAGCCAAUUCCGAACUGCAGGAAAAGGCACGCAUCAUGAGCGAACGGCACAAUUACCUGAUCGCGCACAAAGCCUCCCUCGAAUCGGAGACGAUCAGCUUGAAGAACGAGCUAUUGAUGCACGGGAGCUGCGGCUGCGAGCCCAUUUCCGACUACCUCAUGCAGGCCGCGAGGAAGUUUGUCAAAGGACAAGAGGAAGUGCUUCAGGGGAUGCAGAAGACGACGGGUGAAGAAUUAUGUGAGCGAACGCCUUCUUCCACCUCUCGCGAGCCUUGUAUACUAUGACAAGACCGGCUACGUGUAACGAUGACGAAUGAUGACCUACGAGCUUGCAGAAAAGGAUAGUGUUGCCUAUG
Daldinia caldariorum is the source of this 1053-nucleotide messenger RNA. RefSeq lists its product as uncharacterized. Gene Ontology annotation, biological process: regulation of transcription by RNA polymerase II. Bases 194 to 982 code for a protein of 262 amino acids. The record is from RefSeq and is a predicted model, not a curated record. NCBI's taxonomy places the organism in Eukaryota, Fungi, Ascomycota, Sordariomycetes, Xylariales, Hypoxylaceae. The transcript has a single exon. Gene Ontology annotation, molecular function: RNA polymerase II cis-regulatory region sequence-specific DNA binding; DNA-binding transcription factor activity, RNA polymerase II-specific.